Peniophora sp. CBMAI 1063 is the source of this 3360-nucleotide messenger RNA. The record is from the annotation of a GenBank genome assembly. Lineage: Eukaryota; Fungi; Basidiomycota; Agaricomycetes; Russulales; Peniophoraceae.
AUGUCAACCUUUCCAAAUAACCUCGCGGGCGGGGACUCCACCAACGGGCCGUCCGUGCCCACCAGCAAACGGAAGCAGACGCUGUUGACCCUGCUCGCCGCCCUACAAGAACUGAACAACGAUGACGAACUAGGAGCAGCUGGAGGCAACCAGGAGCCAAGCUUCGAAGGCGACAAGGACGUUCCCACCGUCGACGAGCACCUUCAGAAAGUUGGCGCAGAGGCCUUCCACCGCUUCGCGAGGAAACUCAACAACCUCGACAAGGAGCUGCGCAACUUUAGCAACUCGGCGCGUCAACUGGGUUCUUCCGUCGGCAUCCUCUCCUCGACGUAUCAUUUGCGCGAACGCCUAACUAUUAUCGGCUACCUAUUCCGCGAGAACGCGGCCGAUCUGUUCCCCAGAAAGAUCGCUCAUGAGAACCGAGACGCUCUGCACAAGCCUGCACUGCCUACCCGAGGGCGCGCGAAGUCAAAACCGCCACCACACGUACGCAGGCCGGUCGUGGUCGAUCCUCCAGAACAGGAAGAGUUUCCCCUACAGAUCAAGCUACUAGCUCAAGAUGUGAUCACAUUCUUGCAUUGUCUAAACGAGUUUCCGGAAUUCACGGACGAGGCCGUCAAUGCCUCCAUUGUAGCUUUCGAGGGAGACCUAAAGUACUGGGCAUCCUGCCUGAAGGCUUACGAAGGCCAAUUCAGAUACCCGGCCGUCCAGCGGUACCUACAUGAUCUUACUGAGGAGAUGGGCGAACAUAUCGAAUCGAUCACCCAAGCUCUAUCUAUGUUCGUCGAGAUUGGUGUACCCACCAUUCGAUUCGCUCAGAAGCACGGCGCGAAUAACUUGCUCAACCUGUCGACUGUGGCGACCUUCUUCUCUGCCGUCACAGCGACAACGUUGCAGUUCUCCUUCGAAACCGUCGGAACACCAGCGGCAGACGCUGUCAAUGGGUUCUGGUUCACCUCGAUGGUGUUCUCUAUCGCUGCAGCCGUGAACUCGCUUCUUGGGUUGACUUGGAAGCAGGCCAUGUAUCGUUCACCGGGCCAUCGUGUUCCCUGGUGGGUUCUCAUCUGGAUCAAACGGUCUCCAUUGGUCUUCCUGGUCCUGUCCGUCGCAUGCUUCUCCGUCGGGCUCGUGGUCUUCUCAUACUCUUCAAACCAGCAUCGGAUAGUGUCCACCAUCACGACAGUCUUCACGGCCUUCAGCAGCUUCGGCCUGACCGCUGUGUCCGCAUGGUUUGCGUUCGAGCGCUAUGCCUUCUCACGACAUAAGGGUACAAAGUGGCUUUCGGAUAUGCUGGAGGACUCUUGGGAUAAGUUCCUGGACUUUGGCCCCUUCCCCUUUCUGUCGCGCCAGUGGAACAUCGCAGAACGCAAAACCGGGAUAGUAGCCUCUGAGGCUAUUGGGCGGGUUCGUAGGGCGAAAGUCCGGGUCCGUCAGAUGCCCACGCGAGUCCGCGAGAAGCUCAAUAUCAGCCCGCAUACCAUCCCGUCGUCAUCCUCGGACGAAUCGAUCAACGGCUCUGUCGCAGGACCGCAAAGUCCCGAUAUAACAUCUACGAAUACGAAUGGUGGCCCAGUUGCUCGCAACCGUCGACAAUCAGGGAGCACGCACAUUACAGAUCCUCAUUCGCAUUCAGCUCGCUCGCCUUUAGCCGGCAGCACAACGGAACUGCUCUCUGAGAAGGACGGAACCGUGACUGUACCGGGAACACCUAUUUCCCCUGCCCCAUCUUCGCCCGGACGUACUCGACUUCGCAACAUGGUUCGCUCGGUGAUGAUGAUGCAAGCCGCCUCCGCGAAACCAGGCGCCACACGCACAUCCUCCGGAAUCCUACCGCCAAGCCGCAAAGAAACCAUGUACCCGGCCGCACCCCGCGCAAGUCGCGUAGCUGCGCUUGUCACCAAGUUGCGCAACCUUGGUCCGACAGAGGACCUGGCGGCUCAUACGGCGCUCGUGAGACACUUGCAGUUCAGCCCGGACGGGAAGUUCCUCGCUACGAGCUCUUGGGAUCGUACAAGUGUGAUCUUCCAAGUGGGCUCGCCGUUCAUGCAUCAUCGCACUCUUGCGCAUCCUUCUGGAUUUGUUGGACAAGUGGCCUGGUCACCUAACGGGAAGCUUCUACUCACGAAACUCAACCGCAGUGUCAAAGUUUGGACGGAGGCCGGUGUGUGUACUAGAACGAUAGAACGCGGCACUUCAGUACAGUCUAUCACUUGGAUGCCUCAAGGAGAAGCAUUCUUGUCGGUAGAAGGCGGCGGUGUUGCGCUGGUAGACCUGACCGGCAAACAAAUCGAUACGUUCCACUUCGACCGACUAAAGAUCCACGAUGUAUCCGUUACACCAGACGGCGCACGUAUGCUUUGUGUGGGCAUGUUGUUAUCUUCGCAGGACGGUUUGACGCCGAGCAAAUGUCGCGAGGAAAAGCAGAUCAUAUCCUACAACAUCGAGCGCAAAGAGAUUGAGAACCAGGUUCCCAUCCUCCACGACGUGCGCGACAUCACGAUUGCGAAGAGAGGAGACUACGCCUUGGUCAGCUAUGAGUUCAAGGCGCCCCCUCAAUUGUGGAAGAUCGAAACAAUCAGGCAACGGGUAGACGUUACGGAGGCGCAGGCCAGUGCAGCUGAGUUGCAACCUGUAUACACGUCGCGUCUAUCGCUGCGGCACACGUACAUGCCGAAGUUCCAAGUGGACUUCGCCGGCCCAAGUUACUUCGGAGGCAAGGAUGACCAACUCGUGCUGUGCGCUGGAAAGGCUGGAGACAUACAUAUUUGGGAUCGCGAGUCAGGUUCAUUACUACAUCAUCUGCGCGCUCAGAACUUCGGUGGCGGUGAUCUUACCUGCAUAGCUUGGAACCCAGCGGCAGACCCCUACAUGUUUGCAACGGGUAGCCAUGAUGGCGCGGUGAGAGUAUGGACAACGUACCCGCCUGGUCCGACGGCACCUCCCUCGAUCAACGAACCGCCAGGAUCAAGCUCGCGACCGAACUCUCUUAUACGUGAUCGCAGUCCACGACCAACACCCCGCUCGAUCACGCCGCUGAGCGAUACCGGGAGCUCUGGCCAAUACCUCGACCCUGAUCAGUACCGAACGGAAAGCCCGACACAACAGGACUUUGACAUCCCGGCCAUUGGCACACGCAGUCCGAACCGGAGCAGAAGCGGAAGCCAAUUGCAGAUACAGACUGGAACGCAGGUCGGCAGCCAGGAUACACUAUCUGCGCCACAGCCGACUGUACCGCCUCCAUUGAGACGCACAGUCGCCUUCCAGACUCCCCAGGCCUUAGGCAACGUCGGGCCUUCGCAAGGCGUCACCCCUUCACCGCCGCCAGAUCGCGAUGGUCCAUCUCGGUCGUCGACACUAUGA